Molecule: messenger RNA, 2401 nt
Organism: Populus euphratica (Euphrates poplar)
Lineage: Eukaryota; Viridiplantae; Streptophyta; Magnoliopsida; Malpighiales; Salicaceae
Product: F-box protein SKIP22-like
Exons: 2
Coding region: 541-2178 (545 amino acids)
Molecular function (GO): protein binding
Source: RefSeq, a predicted model, not a curated record
GCAAAUUAAAAAACGGUAUCAUUUAAGGGCUCUGUUUCUUGAAUCUUAUCUUCUAAGGAUUGAUUGAGAAAGAAGAAAGCAGCAGCAACGGAAGCAGCAAGACUCUCUAAGAAAUUCUUGUCUGCCCACCCUCUAAACAACCCUCAAGGUCUCUCUUCAAUCUUUUCUUUCAAUAGUCCUUAAUUUUGUCUACUUUUAUUUGGUGGGGUCUAGGUAUUGCAAAGAAACAAAUUCGCUUAUCAGUGAUUCUAUUGGUGUCUCCUUUUCCAUACACGAAGGAAUCCCUUGUUUGGUUCCAAUAGAUGGAAAGAUGAUUGAAACAGCUGAUGACCCAAAAAUCUGAUCCUGUUGUUUAUUCAUCUGCGGCAACAAAUAACCGUGUAAUUGAUUACUAGGUUGUCUUUAAGUUAGAGAGAAAGUCAGUGUCCUUUUUUCUGAUAUUUUGUGAUCAUUGCUGUUGUUACGAUUGUUGCGGUUUCUUUUUUCAGAUCCAAUUGUCCUAUCCCAGAAUUAUUCUGCAUUGAUUAGCCGGUUUUAGCUAUGAAGCUGAGAUUGAGGUCUGUGCAAUCUAAAGAAACUGUGAAAAUACAAGUGCCGGAUUCUUGUACUUUGCAGCAAGUAAAAGAAACACUUUCUGGAGCAAUAUCUUCUUCUGGCUCGUCUCUUUAUUUGUCUCUUAAUAGAAAGGAUGAGCUGAAUACCUCAUUGCCAGAGGAGUCUUUGCAAUCACUCGGUAUUACGUCUGGUGACCUUAUCUAUUUCUCUGUCAAUCCCAAAGAUUUUUCAUCCUCUGGUCAACCCCUAUGUUUAGGUUCUAGUUCCUCUAUACAAGAGCAGGUUCAAGGUCAUCGGGGUAAUGUACAAGAGCCUAUGCCUGAUCAAUCGAUGAGUUUUCAAGAGUCUAAAAGUUCGGAUUUGAAUAUGCUCGAGAAUCAAGAUUUGUUCGUACAAGGGCAUGUUGGUGUUCAGGCUAAUGAUACCGAUUCUCGAGAAACCAUAACUGAAAUCUCUCCGCAUAUUCACUUGCUAGGACAGAAGCAUGAGAUUGCAGAAUCAGAUAUGAAUGGUGCAGUUACUGAAGGACAUGGAGCGCUGGGUUCAAAAACUCGGAGCAGAGAAACCUUAGAGACCCAAGAAUUUACCAGUGUGGAAGCUAUGGAUGUUGAUCCUGGAUCUUUAGAUGUGGGCAAUAAGAGGUUCUCUGAACCGUAUUUCUUGAGGAGGCUAUUGAGGAAAGAAAUGGGUGAUGAUGGUAGCAACUACAAGCUCUUGGUUAUUGCAGUUCAUGCUGUUUUUAUAGAAUCUGGUUUUGUUGGGUUCAAUUCUAUAUCUGGGAUGCGAGUUGAUGGAUUUCACCUUCCAGAAGAGCAGUCAUCUAGGAAUUUGGCAGUGUCACUUUGUUACACUCUUCCUGAACUUUUGGAUGGUAAAGUUAUUGCUGAAACAAUUGUUUUGAAGCUCCAAAGUUUAGGCCAUUUUGUUAAUGUCUAUGGUAGUUUGUCCAAGGGUGGAUCAGGGCUAUAUCACGCACGUCUGGAUAUAAAUAAAUUUGUGCCAGCUAUAGAUUUUGUGUGGGAAAAUGAUAAGAAUGAUGGGAUGAAUGGAAGUGAUAAGUCAUCCAUUUUGUAUCCUGAAAAAGAAAUUUUUGAGUUCUGGAAAAUUGUGAAGGAUUGUCUUGCUUUGCCAUUGUUGAUAGAUAUUUGUGAGAAGGCUGGUCUGGUUCUUCCUUCAUGCUUGAUGUGCCUCCCAACAGAGCUGAAGCUCAAGAUUUUUGAGUUGUUACCUGCUAUUGAUAUUGCAAAAAUGGAAUGUGUUUGUUCAGAAAUGCAGUACUUGUCUUCGAACAAUGAUUUAUGGAAGCAGAAAUUUGUGGAGGAGUUUGGAGAUGGGACAGCAGCACAUGGAACUCUCAAUUGGAAGGCGAGGUUUGCUUCAUAUUGGGAGAAUAAGAAGCGGAAGAGGGAUUUCAAUGCAUGGCGAGAGUCUCGUCAAUUUCUGCCCUUUCAUGUCCCGAUCAGGAGGGACCCUAAUCCAUUAUGGUGCCCUUCAAUUAUAGGUGGUGAUUAUGACCGUCUGCCGGGGCUUGGUAUUCCUCCUUAUCGGCGUCCUGGUCUAGGAUGGCCCCAACCUCGUCAUAAUUUUUCACCCAAUUGUAACCUGGGGGGAUUCAGUUCCUAGUCUGGGGCUUGAAGGCUUGCUCGAUGACAGUGGAAUGCUGAAUAUGAACCGAAUAGAGGCAUUUAUGGGUCAGUUUAUAUGCACGAUAAAUAAUGUGUUUCUGGUUGUAGUGCUUUUGAAGUCUACAUUACAAUUUGGAAGGUUUUUUUUUGGUUUUAAUGUUUAUAAAACGCUGUUGAACUCAUCUCUUUGUUCUUAUUAGUUAUUGCCACUAUUUUGGGUA